UGCUCCCUCUAGGAGUCAAAAUGGCGGCGAGGGAAACCAGGAGCAGUCCCGGAGCCUGAGCCACUGACAGGAGCGGAGAGGGCAGCAGCGGCGGCGGCAGCGGCAGGAGGAGGAGGAUGGCUGGGGGUGCUGGCGCCGGUGCGGACGGCGGUGCUGGUGGUGGCGGCGGCGGGGGCGACGGCCGCGGUCCCAGCGGCGGCAGCAGCAGCAGCAGCAGCGGCGGGAGGAGCCUCCGGGAAAUGGAUGAAAAGAGGCUGUUGGAUCCAGGGUUGAAAGUUCGUAAAGGCCUCUGGGAUUAUACUCUGAAGAAUCAGCAGAUGGAAUGCCUGAGUGACUGAAGAAAAUGGGUGCUAAUGCAUCUAACUAUCCUCAUUCAUGUUCCCCGAGGGUAGGGGGAAAUUCCCAAGCCCAGCAGACUUUUAUAGGGACGUCAUCCUAUUCUCAGCAAGGCUAUGGUUGUGAAUCAAAAUUAUAUAGUCUUGACCAUGGCCAUGAGAAACCACAAGACAAAAAAAAGAGAACCUCUGGCCUUGCCACCCUGAAAAAGAAGUUUAUUAAGCGUCGAAAAUCGAAUAGGUCUGCUGAUCACGCCAAGCAGAUGCGAGAGCUCCUCUCCGGGUGGGAUGUCAGAGAUGUGAACGCGCUCGUGGAGGAAUAUGAGGGGACUUCGGCCUUAAAGGAGCUUUCGCUACAAGCCAGUUUGGCUCGGCCCGAAGCCCGGACCCUGCAGAAAGAUAUGGCCGAUCUUUAUGAGUACAAGUAUUGUACUGAUGUAGACUUAAUAUUUCAAGAAACUUGUUUUCCUGUUCAUCGUGCCAUUUUGGCGGCAAGGUGUCCUUUUUUUAAAACACUACUUUCUUCCUCACCCGAGUAUGGGGCAGAGAUCGUAAUGGACAUCAAUACAGCCGGUAUAGAUAUGCCCAUGUUUUCUGCUUUGUUACACUACCUUUAUACAGGAGAGUUUGGGAUGGAGGACUCAAGGUUUCAAAACGUCGAUAUCCUCGUUCAGCUUAGUGAAGAAUUUGGAACACCGAAUUCCCUUGAUGUAGAUAUGCGUGGACUUUUUGAUUACAUGUGUUAUUAUGAUGUCGUCCUUAGUUUCUCUUCAGACUCUGAACUGGUGGAAGCUUUUGGUGGAAAUCAGAACUGUUUAGAUGAAGAGCUCAAAGCUCACAAGGCUAUUAUUUCAGCACGGUCCCCAUUUUUUCGAAAUUUAUUGCAAAGGAGGAUACGGACUGGUGAAGAAAUCACGGACCGAACUUUGAGGACUCCCACAAGAAUUAUAUUAGAUGAGUCCAUUAUACCAAAAAAAUAUGCAAAAGUUAUAUUACACUGUAUGUAUACCGACGUGGUGGACCUCUCCGUUUUGCACUGUAGCCCCUCUGUGGGGAGUCUCAGUGAAGUUCAGGCUCUCGUCGCAGGGAAACCAAACAUGACCAGGGCAGAAGAAGCCAUGGAACUUUACCACAUAGCAUUGUUCUUGGAAUUUAACAUGCUUGCACAAGGCUGUGAGGAUAUCAUUGCUGAGAGCAUCUCAUUAGAUACCUUAAUUGCCAUCCUCAAGUGGAGCUCUCAUCCGUAUGGCUCUAAAUGGGUGCACCGACAAGCUUUACAUUUCCUCUGUGAGGAAUUUUCCCAGGUCAUGACUUCGGAUGUUUUUUAUGAACUCAGCAAAGACCAUCUGCUUACUGCUAUCCAGUCUGACUACCUACAGGCAAGUGAACAAGAUAUCCUUAAAUAUCUGAUUAAAUGGGGUGAGCAUCAGUUGAUGAAAAGAAUAGCAGACCGAGAGCCAAACUUGCUGAGUGGCACUGCUCAUAGUGUGAACAAAAGAGGUGUGAAAAGACGAGACCUGGACAUUGAAGAGCUUCGAGAGAUCCUUUCUUCUCUCUUACCUUUUGUGCGAAUUGACCAUAUCUUACCUAUAAACAGUGAAAUCCUAAGUGACGCAAUGAAAAGAGGCUUGAUUAGUACUCCUCCAUCAGAUAUGCUUCCUACAUCGGAAGGUGGAAAGUCAAACGCCUGGUUACGGCAAAAAAAUGCUGGAAUAUAUGUUCGUCCUCGACUGUUCUCUCCCUAUGUGGAGGAAGCAAAGUCAGUACUAGAUGAGAUGAUGGUGGAACAAACAGAUCUGGUGCGUUUGCGAAUGGUUAGAAUGUCCAACGUGCCAGACACACUUUACAUGGUCAGUAAUGCCGUACCGCAGUGCUGUCACAUGAUCAGCCAUCAGCAGAUCAGCAGUAACCAGUCAAGCCCUCCUUCGGUGGUGGCCAAUGAAAUACCGGUUCCUCGGCUCCUCAUUUUGAAAGACAUGGUCAGACGUCUGCAGGAGCUCCGACACACUGAGCAGGUGCAGAGGGCCUAUGCGCUUAACUGUGGGGAAGGCGCCACAGUCAGCUAUGAAAUUCAGAUUCGGGUGCUGAGAGAGUUUGGUCUCGCAGAUGCUGCUGCAGAGCUCUUGCAGAAUCCUCACAAGUUCUUUCCUGAUGAACGUUUUGGGGAUGAAAGUCCGCUCUUGACAAUGAGACAGUCUGGGAGAUGUCGGGUUAACAGCACCCCCACUGCAGAAACCAUGUUUACAGAUCUGGACUCCUUUGUGGCCUUCCACCCUCCCCUGCCCCCUCCACCACCCCCGUACCACCCCCCAGCUACCCCUAUCCACAAUCAACUCAAAGCCGGCUGGAAACAAAGACCGCCCACUCAGCAUCCUUCACGUUCGUUUUCUUAUCCCUGUAAUCAUUCGCUGUUUCACUCCAGAACGGCUCCUAAAGCCGGCCCCCCUCCAGUCUAUUUGCCGGGCGUUAAAGCAGGAGCACCUGAUUGUACCAACACCACAGGACUGGGGAGACAGACGGUGGCCGCCGCCGCCGCCGCCGCCUCGGCUACAAUAGCAUCUGAGAAACAAGUGUGUACACAGCCUGUGCUAAAUGACCUAAUGCCAGAUAUCGCCAUGGGUGUGUCCACACUGUCACUCAAGGACAGGCGGCUUCCAGAACUCGCUGCAGACACAGAAUUAAGCCAAUCAGUGUCUGAAGGAGGGCCAGGGCCUCCCCAGCAUCUGUCGUGUAUUCCACAGAGGCACACACACACGUCUCGGAAGAAACACACACUAGAACAGAAAACAGAUGCCCGAGAAAAUCAGCAGGAAUACCCAGGCUUCUACGACUUCUCAAACGCUGCCUGCAGACCCUCUACUCCUGCCCCUGGCAGACGCACCCCUUCCCCUUCGCAAGGCGGAUUUUUUGGUCCCGAUUUGUAUAGCCACAAUAAGGCAUCACCGAGUGGCUUAAAGUCAGCCUACCUGCCUAGCCAGACGUCUCCUAAAAAGCAGGAAGAAGCUAGGAAAGAAUAUCCACUUUCCCCUGACGGGCAGCCGCACAGACAGAAGAACGAGCCGAUACAGCUGGAUGUCGUUGAGCAGCCUCCCCAGCGGUCAGAAUGCCCUCUGGCAGCCCCAGAAAAUCCUGGCACUGGUCCGGCCCACAUCAGGGGACGGACAGCAGUAGAAACUGACUUGACUUUUGGGCUGAUUCCUAACAGACCUUCACAUUCUGCAUGUAGCUCAGAAGCUCCAGAAGAGAGAUCCAAUAGAAGACUAGCAGACAGCGAGUCCCUGGGCCCCGGAGCUCAGCGAAAUACGGAUUUGGAAAGGGAAGAUUCGAUAAGCAGAGGAAGGAGGUCACCUAGCAAACCAGACUUCCUCUACAAAAAGUCUGCUCUCUGAGCUCAGCCUCCAAGUCUUCUGUGCCUGAGAUGUGAAACAUCCCAUUUUUGAUGUAACCCAACAACUUAGAAACCAGUUGAUUGAUGCCAGCUGAUAACUCAGUUUCACAUGGUUUUAUUCUGGUUUUGUAUAUACACAUUUAUUAGACGUGGCAUGCUAAGAGGGUUAUUUUGAAUGCUGCAUCUGUCUGUUUUGUGUUUGAACAGUUCUGUGCGGAAGCAUUUUUAAGAACAAGCAAGCUGGCACUUUUUUUUCUCCUUACAAAUGAUGGAUUUUUUUUGCACUUGUACAUUUAUUUUAUCUAUUGAUUUUAUAUCAGUAUGUUAAACUUUAUUGCCACAUUUAAAGGACUGUAUUUUCAUACUUUUUGCAUUUUACCGUUCAUCUACCAAUUUCCAUGUGCAUUGGAUUGCACAUUAAGAUGUAUUUUCUUAUGAUAUAGUUCUGUGUUUAUUUUUUAAUUAUAGAAAUUCCAAAGAACAGCACAUCAAAAUGCUCCUCUCUUUUCAAUAAUUGUUUUGGUUCAGAAAUCUUCCUGCUCAAUCUCUAUAAGUCUGUUGUCAUUCUUUUUUAAUAAGUCUUGGGAGCUGGUCUUCAUUCCUCCAGCGGAGUCCAAUCAGGAUCCUGAAGUUUGCUGGUUCAGUAAAGAACAGGAAGGAGAAAAGCCUUUUGUGCCCAGGCUGACAACUGUUGCUGUCUUCACAGAGUGGACGCUCUCAGAAUCACCGCAAAUUCUGGUGGUGUGGGUUAGAGGAAAAGAGAUGAGCUUCUAAAGAGAUCGGAUUUCUUGCAAUCAUAGCCGGGGACAUCAGGAAGGAACUUAGAGGCAGCACUCUGGGUCUCCUGGUUCUGAGCGUUGACUCCCGCUGAGAUGGGGAGAGGACUGCUGCUGCCUUCAGUUGUCUUGCUCUCUGUGGGGAAAAAACAAAAACAAAAAAACAAAAGGGCUUCAGUCUUACGGAUGUCAUUUGGUGUUUGUAAGCGUGUUUUCUUUUAAAUGUUUUUUAAAGUGUGUCUGAAUUUCGGUGUCCUAUAAAGUCGUUGUAUAAUGCAUAAUGCUUUGUCACCAAAAAAGAGAAACCAUUCUUUUUCAGUGAAACACUACAUGUCCUACUUGAACUCCACUGGGAACGCUGGUUUGGGAUUUUACUGAACCACUGAGCACAUGGGAUUUUUUAAGAUCCUCUCCCUUGGAAGGGCAAUGUGUGAGCUAAGGACUGUUUUUUUCUUACUCUGCAAUGUAAAUAUAUUAGUAUUUGAGUUUUUAAAUCACUUCAACAUUAUUUGAGCAUUCACUUUGUAUUUUUACAGACACAUACACACAGCCGUAGCACUUAGAAGAAAAGAGACUUUCUGCAUCUUCCCUCAUGUGAAGGAUGCUUGGGGAGCCUCUCUUCCAUGUAUGUAUGUAUAUAUAAAACUGAGUCACUCACACUCUAAAGCUAUGCAGGGCUAGGGAGCCUUUACAAGCUACCAUAGAAAUGAAUUACAUGCACUUUUCAGUCUAUAGGUUUCUAUUGGGUGUCCACAACUCUGAUUUCUCCCGAAAUUGUAGUUUCUCUUACAGUCUUUUCCUACUUUACCCUGUGGAUAUACACUCAGGAAUAAUCUGACAUUUUAAAAACUCCUAGCAGUAGAUAGUCUCGAUCGUCUCCAAGGGGGGACCCACGUCAGUGUAUCUGCACAUGGGCACGCGCUGCCGCUGGUUCUGCUGCCAGACGAGUCCGCGCUGCGGAGGCUGCGCACGCAGCUCCCGGUCUCCCAGAGCUCACUGAUCUGCUGUAAGGUCGGCGCCGCAUCGCCUCCCAGGCUCCCUUUUUUAAAAAUAGAAACACGUAAGACUCCGUUCUCAUUUUUAGGAGGUUUGACUCUUUAUAAUAGCUGGUGGUGUCUUUUGAAGCCAAUCUCAGUCUCUCAGAAGCAAAAACUGUUAAUUCCAUCAGAUUCCUUAAUGUGUGUUUAUACCUGUUGACAUGAAUUAUUUUGAUACAGUUUUAAAUUUCUAUUCUGAAUUCAGACUGUAAUGUGCUGGUACUGCAAAUAAGAGUGCGUAGAGAUAAUUUGGGUGGAGCGGGAACUUUCUCAUCUCUGACCUGUUUUGUUUUUUACAAACGUUAGACAAGAGCUAUUGAUGCCACACAUUCAUUUUUUCUGAAAAUUUCCUAAAUAUUCUUUCAUGACCCCAAAGUGUAAGUAUAAAAAUAAGUGGCCACUGUUCAUAGUUUUAUUUAAUUUGUGAAGUUUGCUUUGAAUUAUUUAGUAGCUUACCUGGCUAAACUGUGUGUAUAGAGAGAAACUUGCUUUAACCUAUGGGACUGUGGACCCAUGUGACUUUCAGAAGGUAAACAUGUGGCUUUUGUGUGUGUUAAGGUAGGUGUUAGCGGACUUUCAAUGUGUCUUGUGAAGUAUGGUUAAUAGGGUAGGUUGAAUAGCUCUGUGCCUCUGGCUUUUGAACCCAUCUAUUCAAUCGUUUUCAAUGCUUACUGAGCAUUAAAAUCUUUUAAUGAUGUUCUAAGAUCUAUGUGAAGUCUGAGUAAGAUUGCUCUCAGAAAAAACAAAUGUAUGAUAUACAAUUUAGGCCACAGGACCUGACAUUUCACUUGGUUUAGAAAUUCCAUGAGAACCACAUCUCAGAAUGCCAGCUCGUGUCUCGGGCCCCCAGACAAUCAGGCCGUCAGACAAUCGCCACCUUUGGUGCCCGCCUUGUUGAGGUUAGAGAACUAACUACCUUUUAGGUCCUGAAUCAGAAAGAGAAGGUCCACGUUUCCUCAAGAUGCUGGUUUUCUUAUAGUUUUCUUUUACUUUUGUGAUUUUGAUCAAUCAUUUAAGUUCCAAGUUACCUGUGACUCCUAAGGGAAAAAGGUAGCAGCACGCAAAGGCAAAAAUUCCUGAAAAAUGCUUUGAAUUUCCCACAUACCACACCCUUUCUCACAUGCCCCUUUAGCUUUUCUAGCACGUGCCCCUAGACCUAAGCCCGCCCGACGUUUUGAUAACCAAUUAGAUUUUAAGGAUUUUUAAUGACUUCCUUUUGUUUGAGUCUUUUUGUAGAACUCACUGAAACUUCACCGAAUUCUUGUUUUUGCUUCCUCAAAAACUUGAUUACAAUUGCUAUCCUUUAUUGGGUUUUCUUUUGAGUAGUUGUUCAAGUUUUAGCAAUGGGCAAUACUUGUUUGUUUGAAUUGAGAGGAACAGCAUAUGCGGCGACAGCGGUGGGGUUCAAAGCUGACCUCAAGGUGAAGGAUUAACAUUUCUUAGUAACUACUCAGCAAAGUAUUUGUUUUCAUAAUGUUCAAUCCACCUUUUAGGAGAAAACGUGUUUCGUGAAACACUUGUAAGAUACUUGUUUUGCAAUUCUAAGGCAUUCAUGUUUUUAUCUUAGGACUGAACUCAAAGGGAAAUGUUUAUUAGACUUUUAGAAAACUAUUUAGUUGACUUUCAACUUUCUGUUGAAAGUUACUAUUAAAGCAGCAGUGAUGGGUGCUAUUCCCUGUUCUGCAAUGGUUUACUUCGUCUACUAAGUAAUUACUUUGAAACCUCAUUACAGACAACCUUACUAAAAGAGUUACCAUCACACGCUAAAAGGUAUUUUACUAUUUUCCAUUAACACUGUUGUAUGAACAAUGUUUUAUGAAUGUUCAGUUGUCUUUUUGUCUGAUAAAUUGCAAUAGCUGUUAUGUAAUUGUUGUAUUAAGUCUUGAUUUUUUUCCUCUAUAAAAUCCUCAGACUGUGUGUCAGUCUUCCAUAUUCUGAAUAUUAUAAUUCUGUGGCUGUUUCUAUAGAAAGAUGACUGGCAAGUGUGUGUCUUGAAAAUAACCUCUGGUGUUUGUGUGUUUACGUGGGUUCUGUCUAAGAGACAAGAUGAGCUCUGGAAGCUUCGGGUACCUGCUCGAGACUGUAUCUGGGUUCCUUGGGCAGGUGGUCUGGAAUCCUGCUCUUAGACGGGGCGGCUGAAAGGUUCCUGAACGCCACACGCUGUGGGCCUACAGCACUGCGUUUCUUGUGGUUGUGCUGUUAAACUGGUCUAAAGUCAAGUGCCUUCAGUGCUAAAGGCUCAGAAAUUUUUCUUAAACUGAUUCCAUGUCCUAUGCAAGUGUUUUCUAUAACCUGCAUAACCAGUACUUUGUAAAACUUGUUUACGCUUCAAUUGUACAUAAUGUUUUUUAAAGAAAUAUAUAGUAUUUUUAUUUAGGUACCUCCAAACUUGAAUUGGUCUGUGUGAAGCAUUAUAAAACGAUACAUUUCUCUUUUGAGUAUCAUUACAGUUGUACAAAGGUUUUCACUGGUUCUAUUUUUCUACUGUUACCGAUAAGCAUGUAACACUGACUCUCCUACAUAUAGUUGGCAUUUCAAAUAAAUGGCUUGUCUAGAA
Messenger RNA from Rhinolophus ferrumequinum (greater horseshoe bat), 8093 nucleotides. It is a transcript of the gene BTBD7, whose product is annotated as BTB domain containing 7. Gene Ontology annotation, molecular function: protein binding. Lineage: Eukaryota; Metazoa; Chordata; Mammalia; Chiroptera; Rhinolophidae. Gene Ontology annotation, biological process: morphogenesis of a branching epithelium; regulation of branching involved in salivary gland morphogenesis. The coding region runs from base 344 to 3724 and encodes 1126 amino acids. The record is from RefSeq and is a predicted model, not a curated record. The transcript is spliced from 11 exons.